UUCUACCAGAACUGUAUGUGGGUGUGUCCCUUACUGACAAGUGUCGAGAGAUGGGCGGUUUAUGACUUUGAAGGUUUAAAUUCUUUAAAAACGAAGCGAACAGGGACAUUUUAGUCUCAUCACUGGUGGUGGUGAUAAUUUCUUACUAUCUGGACUGAUACUUUUAUAGUUUGUGUAACAAACCUAUGAUGAAUAAAACAGACAGAUUGUCUCACGUUGGAAAUGAAGGCGACAGAAUGAACUCUGAUGCAGCUGUUAACGAUGUAUUGAAGGAGACGCCUAUGGAGCCUCAGAUGGAUCUUCGGACCGCGCUAGAGGAGAGCGAGCGGUCGCUAAACCUCUUCCACAGCAACAAGUUUUCCGAAGCCCUGGCACUUCUGGAACCCAGGGCGAAGACCAGCGUGUACCAUGCCAUGGGCCACAGCAGCAUCCUGCUCUUGCAGGCUGGCAUGACCUUUGACCCCACUGACAUUCAGAAUGCCAUGGCUUCACUGAAGGAGGCGUUGCAAACCUGUCAGAGGUUCAGAAGGAAGUACAGCGUAUUUGAAACGAUAGCCAGCCUGUUCUACACACGAACCGCUGAAAGGCUUUCGGAAGAGGAGAUGCACGCUGAGAUCUGCUACGCCGAGUGCCUGUUGCAUAAAGCCGCCCUCACCUUUUUAGAGGAUGAAACCAUGAUUGGCUUGAUCAAGAGCGGGAUCAAAAUCCGCUCUAGUUAUCAGAUCUUUAAGGAAUGCCUGCUUUCACUAAAUACAGCUCAGAAUCUGUCGGAGCAGAGUGACACCUUCAAACAUUUUCAGGGCGGAGUUAACAUGGGGAUUGGUUCAUUUAAUUUGAUGCUGUCUCUAAUGCCCAACAGGGUUUUGCGACUGCUGGAAUUCAUCGGAUUCUCGGGCAACCGAGAAUUUGGACUGUCCCAGUUAAGAGCAGGUGCUGCCAGCAACAGCUUACGUUCUAUCCUUUGUGUCAUAACCCUCCUUGUGUACUACACCUAUAUCACGGUCAUACUGGGAACUGCUGAUGGGAAUCUGUGUGAGGCUGAGGCUCUGCUAGAGCCCUACAUAGAAAAAUACCCCAAUGGGUCAGUGAUAAUAUUCUAUGUGGCCAGGAUUGCAGUACUCAAAGGAAACUUAGAAGAGGCGCAGUUGAAGUUCCUGGAGUGCACUGGCCUGCAGCAGGAGUGGAGGCAGAUCCACCACCUGUGCUACUGGGAGCUGAUGUGGUGCCACUGCUUCAGACAGGAGUGGCUGGAGGCCUAUCGCUAUGCAGACCUCCUGUGCACAGAGAGCAAGUGGUCCAGGGCAGUCUUCAUGUUCCAGAAAGCGGCCAUUUUGAGCAUGCUGCCCGAGGAGGACGUUGAGAAAACUGGUGAAAACGUGGUGGAGUUGUUCCGGCAGGUGGAUGGCUUGAUGCUGAGGUUGGUUGGAAAGUCGAUCCCGACGGAGAAGUUUGUGGCGAGGAAGGCGAGGAGGUACUCUUCCUCCCCCCCGGUUCCUCUGACGGUGCCGGCGCUGGAAAUGAUGUAUGUGUGGAACGGUUUCUCUAUCGUUGGGAAGAGGGCCGAACUGACCGCAAAUUUACUCACCACCCUCGAGACAGCGGAGCAGCACCUGAGCAAAGCCUCCUGUCCUAGUGAGUACCACUUUGAUGACCAGAACCUGCUACAGAUGCUGAAGGGCCUUUGUCUGAAACACCUGGGCCGCCUCCCACAGGCAGAGCUGUGCUUCACACAGGUGAUAUCCAGUGAGAAGAAGAUAAAUUUUGACCAUUACCUCGUGCCCUUCAGCAUGUAUGAACUGGGUCUGAUUUACAAACUGCAAGGAGACUUUCCUAAGGCCACCAGUGUCCUGGAGAAUGCAAAGCUGAACUACAAGGACUACUCCAUGGAAUCGCGGCUGCACUUCCGCAUUCACGCGGCUCUGGACAGCCUGAAGGACUCCACCUCCACCUGCACGUCUUAAAUGCACCACCUUCUCCUCCCUGUUCCUCCAUCACCACACCUUGAUCUUAACGCACCUUAACAAUACACCAUCUUUACAUUAUACCACAGAUUAAUCUUAACACACCAGUAACAAUACACCAGUUUUACAUUAUACCACACCUUGACCUUAACAAUACACCACCUGCACAGUACAUGUCAUUACAUUUAUUUAGCAGGUGAUCAUAUUCAGAUGAAUUGCCUAGCUGGUCCAUCACCACAUCUACACCAUUUAGAUACUAUAUUGGCUACAUAAUUUAUUUUACUAGCUUCCCUUUCUCUGUAUACUGAAUAUAUUGUUUAUGAUAUGAGAAUGAAUACGGCAUAAAACUAAUAUUUAAGAUUGUAACAACUGAAUUCUGAGUCCCUUUUCUUCAAUUUGUCUUGCAGUCUUUCAUGCAUCCAGCAUUUGUCCUUCACUCAAAAAUAAAUUAAAGUACCAGUGUUCUUCCUUUACAAAGCAGUUGGGAAUCGGUGAACUCACCAAUUUAAUUUGAAACCAUAUUCUUAUAUUGAAAAAGAAA
Messenger RNA from Anguilla rostrata (American eel), 2502 nucleotides. Its product is annotated as tetratricopeptide repeat protein 39B-like. Bases 186 to 1961 code for a protein of 591 amino acids. The transcript has 19 exons. NCBI's taxonomy places the organism in Eukaryota, Metazoa, Chordata, Actinopteri, Anguilliformes, Anguillidae. Gene Ontology annotation, molecular function: protein binding. The record is from RefSeq and is a predicted model, not a curated record.